CCAAGACUGUACUGACAUACUCGCCCUUGGGAUUCGGCACAGUCAUGUUUACACCAUCGGCAACCCACAACCAUUCCAAGCCUACUGUGACAUGGACACUGAUGGCGGUGGGUGGACGGUCAUACAGCGGCGACAGGACGGGUCUGUGCCGUUUGACAGGACUUGGACUGAGUACGAGCAGGGAUUCGGCAAUCCUACUGUAGAGUAUUGGCUGGGAUUGGGGAACAUCCACAGUCUGACAACACAGAAACAAAACGAACUGUACGUGUACUUGGAAGACUGGGAAACAAACAGUCGGUUUGCGCGGUACAGCACGUUUUCUGUAGGAGAUGCCAGCAGCAAGUACACGGCAACGAUCGAGGGAUACAACGGGACUGCAACUGAUAGUUUGGACCCGUCUUCUCAAGAUGGGCGUCACAGUAUCAACAACAGACCAUUUUCUACAACAGACCAAGAUAACGACGGUGUCAGUACCGACUGUGCGGGUCGAUUCGGACAAGGUGGCUGGUGGUACACUCUAAGUUGUGGUUACGCCUUGUUGAACGGACAGUAUCUGACCGGCUGCUCAGUACCUUUAGCUUACUGCUCCAGUGCAAACGGAAUCGUCUGGUACACUUGGAGACGUUACCAGUAUUCCUUGAAGAAGACGAUCAUGAUGGUCAGACCAGCUAAUUUUUCCGUCUCAUCAUUCAGACCGUGCCAGAAUGGUGGAACCCUCACGUCAGGACCUGUUGAGUCAGGACUAUAUAUCUGCACGUGUGCACACGGAUGGUACGGUGCAUUUUGUGACCAGGAAAGUCCUAAAGACGUGACAGUGAGCGUCAACACAGUGAACUCUACGACCCUACACGUUACCUGGACGGUAGGAGUAUCCGGUAACAUCAGCAUCAUCGACUCCCAAGUACGUUACAAACAGAGUGACACGGAGAGCUGGGGAGCAUGGACGUCAGCUGGAGCUUCUAUUGGGGACGGCGAUGUCUACAUUUACAACCUACGACCAGGAGCCAUGUACGAUGUUCAAGUGCGGGUGAACACCUCGUUAGGGUGGAGUGAUCUUAGCAAUGUGAGGGGAACUACAGUCGAAACGCCUCCCGGUCCUCCCCGCAAUUUGGCAGCCGUACCAACCUCACACAACUCUGUCCACCUGACCUGGGAUCCUCCGAUAGAACCCAACGGCAAGAUCCAUAACUACACAGUUCAAUAUGGAGCAUCGCAGCAUUGCUUUGAGUAUGCGUUUCUACUUGAAGUUACAACUGCAGGCGACAUCACCACUACUGUUAUUGGACACCUAGACCCGUAUACAAACUACGCAUUCCGGGUGCGAGGGUCAAAUAGUGCAGGAGGAAGCAACUUUAGCAACUGUAACAUCGCAAGGACGCUGGAAUAUUACCAACCUGCACCUGUUGCUGCUAUCGUUGGCGGCAGUGUGUCUGCUCUGCUGGUGGUUCUUCUGGUGACAAUAGGGAUAGUUUGUUAUAGGAAAAGGAAGGCCGAAGACGACCGGGACCCUACAGAUCCUCAGAUAGACCUGACGAUAAUCAUGGAAAACGAACCGUCCACGGAAGAAUCAGCUGAGAAUCCUGCAGCAAUAGAAGAAGACUUCUCACCAUAUGACACGACUAUUUACAGCAUCGCAGACCUCGUCACUGUUGACGAUGUAGUGGAAUUCCUAAAAGCCAAGGGGCUUGGCCAAUAUGCUGCAGCAUUCAGGCGGCACAAGGUAGACGGAGAAGGAGCCAUGUCCCUGACCAGUGACAUGCUUGCUGAGCUCGUCCCUGAGAUCGGACCGCGGGCAAAACUGCAGAAGGCCCUUCAAGAGCUGAAGGACAAUCAGGAGUCCGCUGAAAGCAGCAGACCACUCCACCCUGGCUGGGAAAUCCCCCGCUCCAGCCUGAAGCUCGGCAAAGUCCUGGGGAAGGGUCAGUUUGGAGAAGUCCGUAUAGGGGAGCUGAGGAAGAGAGGCGUCACCCAGAUUGUGGCAGUUAAGACACUGAAAGCUUCUGCAGAGGAAAAGGAUAAAGAAGACCUCAUUGGAGAGCUGGACAUACUGGUUACAGUUGGUCGUCAUGACAACAUCAUCAGUCUGGUUGGUGCAUGCACGGUAGAAGGCCCGCUGACACUUGUUGUUGAAUACGCACCCAAUGGAUGUCUGAAGGACUGGCUGAGAAAUAACCGUCCCAAGGAGCUAAACCGGUCAGACAACAGAAACCUUGCCACCUCCGGGAUUCUGUUGCCAAUGGAGCAACUGAUCACGUUUGGUAUAGACAUAGCAAGUGGGAUGAGUCACCUUGCUGCCAUGCAGUGUGUCCACCGUGACCUUGCCGCCAGGAAUGUGCUCCUCGGGAAGGACCUGACGGCCAAAAUCUCAGACUUUGGUCUGUCACGGGAUAUCUACGAGGGAUCUGAGUACGUCAAGAGCACGAAGAGUCAGCUUCCUAUCCGAUGGGUGGCAUACGAGUCCCUGUUCUACAAGGUGUACACCACACAAAGUGACGUGUGGUCCUUUGGAAUCCUUCUGUGGGAGAUAAUGACAAUGGGUAAACAGCCCUAUGGCAGGAUGACAGGCAAAGAGCUCAUGAAGCUUCUCCCAGGUGGCUACAGGCUGGGGAAACCCGCUAUGUGUCCCCAAGAUGUUUACGAAGUGAUGAAGACCUGCUGGGAAACACUUCCUGAGAACAGGCCAACUUUCCCGGAGCUGAAGGCAAUACUGGAUCGGAUCAUUCAAGAUCACAAGACAUGUGCCUCAUUGCUGAAUUAGCAAACUACAAGGGAAGAGAGCGAAGGAGCAGAAGCUUUUUGCCAAGAAGGAAAUAUGAUACUGUCUUAUUUUGUAAAUAACAAGAACACAAGAUUUGUAUGUUGAUUGUAACUAGGACUAUCCAGUAUACGGAAUUCAGUUUCACUGAACGAAAUCGUCCAUUGCUUAUAGAAUAUGUCAAUAUUAAGCUGUAUAUAUCCAAUAUUUUGUCACAAACACAGUGCAUGCUAGUAUACUGUACAGGUACACCAUAUCCAAAUAAUCUAUUAAGGACAAAUAGCUGAAAAAACAACUUACAUUCAUAUCUGGCUGUCCCAAUGGCUUGGUCACAUAUAUCAUACAUAGGUAGUUAACCCUUGUCCUGCGGAGCACAACAAUUAUUGUUCUGCACAUUCAGUACCAUCCAUAUAGCACCCUGUAUAGGUACGA
This is a messenger RNA of Branchiostoma belcheri (Belcher's lancelet), 3187 nucleotides long. RefSeq names its product angiopoietin-1 receptor-like. The record is from RefSeq and is a predicted model, not a curated record. The coding region runs from base 92 to 2758 and encodes 888 amino acids. Gene Ontology annotation, cellular component: signaling receptor complex. Lineage: Eukaryota; Metazoa; Chordata; Leptocardii; Amphioxiformes; Branchiostomatidae. The transcript has 17 exons. Gene Ontology annotation, biological process: positive regulation of kinase activity; cell surface receptor protein tyrosine kinase signaling pathway; multicellular organism development. Gene Ontology annotation, molecular function: protein binding; ATP binding; transmembrane receptor protein tyrosine kinase activity.